AUGGCUUUCAAGCGAGAAGAGGCCAACGACGGGGGACAGAUGAACGUCGCGUGGAAGCAAUUCAAGUUACUCAACUACCUGGAGAGGAGUGCGUGUCACCACUUGGGCACGCAGUCUGACAAGGGACGUUAUCCUGAGCAAACGCGCACAGGCACUUUGAAGUUGGUGCUGCCACCAUCCCCAGUCGUUGAUUGUGUUCUGCCCACCAACAGAUUUAAAGCUGCUGGCCGGGAUGACAUUGCGCCUGAUCCAAUCCCUCACCCGCCCGCCAUUGGACUUGGACUCCUCGACCCGGGGUGCUCAGCGGAAGCAGGAACUAAGGGAGCUUGGGGGCGGUUGCUGCAGCUCAUCCUGAUAGAGAACCAAUCUACGGAGUUACCGGGGGAGUCAACCUCCUCUAUUCCCAACCUUGAAGCCAGGCUCACGGCUUGGCCCGCUGAGGAUCCGCCAUUGACAUUGAACGAGCUGUGCCCGUCCUUGAUACCCCCCACCAUUCUCCAAUCACGCGCUGACUUGAUAAUCUCUCGCCCUCCCACCCCCACCCCUUUUCUUCUCUUCUUCGACGAAACCGACCACCAGGACCUGGUGGCCAAAACGAAAGGCCCUGCCAGGCCAGACGGCGGCCGGACAAGCCGUGCACCCACCAUCUUAUUGCCGCGCUUAGCUUCUUCGACUUUGAAGGGGCUUUCAGCGGAGGAGAUACAGCUCCUGCGGCAAGGCCAAGCAGCACUCGGAGGGGGAUCGACCAGCUCGCGUGCCGCCAGCAGAGCGAGCAGUCAAGGUCUACUACUACUAGACAGCUCCUCUCUUGCUGCUCUGGGAAGGUACUUUGAUCGGCUGAUGGCAAAUAUCGAACAAAACAUACAAUAUCUUAGCGAGCAAGCACAGAUGUUCACCCAAGUACAAUAUGACCGCGCUGGAAAUAUCAUUGACGGUGCCGAUGCAGAAAUCGCGAGAUAUCAGCAGAUUUUGGUGCAACUUGACGAGCUAGAGACGGACUUUGACCGAAUAGCCCAUAUCAAGGAAAUUGUGAAGGGAUAUCGGUCCAGGGUGGAGGACCUCGAACGAGACUUGGAAGCAAGCGGAACAUCUAGUCGGCACCACAAGCAUUCAUCCCACAAGCACUCACACUCCCACUCGCAUAAGCAAGGCUCGUCUCACAAGAGUAGGCACUAA
Molecule: messenger RNA, 1176 nt
Organism: Metarhizium acridum CQMa 102
Lineage: Eukaryota; Fungi; Ascomycota; Sordariomycetes; Hypocreales; Clavicipitaceae
Source: RefSeq, a predicted model, not a curated record